Oldenlandia corymbosa var. corymbosa is the source of this 1077-nucleotide messenger RNA. The record is from the annotation of a GenBank genome assembly. NCBI's taxonomy places the organism in Eukaryota, Viridiplantae, Streptophyta, Magnoliopsida, Gentianales, Rubiaceae.
AUGCUGUCUGGGAAAUUCUGGCUUCAGAUUCGAGCCAUCAAUGGCGGUUCCCGCUCUUUCUUCUUCAAGUCGAUUGGCAGCUUCUCCACCACCACCACCACCACCUCCCAAGCGGCGGAAGUCAUCCGAAUUGCUGACAUGGUGGACUAUCUGAUGAACUCCCUCGGCUUCUCCAAAGAUGCUGCCAUAACCAUUUCGAGUAAGGUACCUCGCUACCGUCCUUCUCUAGAAAAAGCAGUUUCAGUUUUCAAUUAUUUCGAUAAAUUGGGUGUAAGUAAAAUGCAAAUCAAGAGUAUGGUUUCUAAAUAUCCCGGUUUAUUAUGUUGCAAUGUGGAUAAAACCCUAGAUCCGAAAGUUAAGUUUCUCCGAGAACUUGGUCUGUCUGGUUUGGACCUGUGCAAUGUUAUUGCAAUCUGCUGGUCAAUGGCAUUGGAUCCGUCAAUUAAACUCCGUAUUUUGAAUUUACGAGAAUUGGUGGGUACUGAUGAUUAUGUAGUUAGAAUUUUGAGGAGAUGGCCUUUUGUGCUGCGCGGUUGGGACACUGAAAUGGUAGACAGUAAUUUAGAGCUGCUGAGAGACUAUGGCAUUACCUAUGAUAAUAUUGUGAAAUGGAUUGCGAGGCAGCCUCGGAGUUUUUUCACCACAAAACCUGAGGUCUUGGAGGAUAUUUUACAUAGAGUAGAAAACGUUUUGGGCAUUCCUCAUGGUUCAGCUAUGUUCCACCAUGGCUUUGACCUCCUCUGUUCAUUUGAUAUGUCAAAGGUUUAUGAGAAAUUCGGAGUGCUCCGAAGCUUUGGCUGGCCUGAAUCACUUAUACUGAAAAUGGUUAGGACACACCCUCUUACUUUCACCAGGUCAGCUUCUGUAAUACAGAAAACUGUUGAUUAUUUUAUGAACGACCUUGGAUACAGUAUGGACUUUUUGGCUUCCCACCCUUCUUUUCUUUCAUAUAGUUUAGAAAAGAGGGUGAAGCCUAGGAAUGAAGUUUUGAAAAUUCUAAAUGAGAAUAAGUUGAACAAGAGAAAGGCAGGGUUAACUGCUCAAUCAGUAAAUAAGCAAACUUGUUCUGCGCAUUGA